AUGACCCUACAGCCUAAGGCUACCAAGACUGGUAAAAAGCCCGCUCCUUCGCCCUACUCGAAGGGCAACGCCAACAAGGCUCCCUCGAACCCUCUGUUCGAGAAGCGCAGCCGCAGCUUCGGUAUCGGCCAGGACAUCCAGCCUCCGCGUGACCUGACCCGCUUCGUGAAGUGGCCGGAGUACGUUCGUCUGCAGCGCCAGCGUGUCAUUCUCCAGCAGCGCCUUAAGGUGCCGCCGGCGAUUGCUCAGUUCUCGAACACUCUUGACAAGAACACCGCCACGGCCCUGUUCAAGCUCAUGAACAAGUACCGCCCUGAGUCGAAGCAGGAGAAGAAGGCCCGUCUCGACGCUGUCGCCAAGGAGGUGGCUGCCGGUAACAAGGUCGACCCGAAGGCCGACGGCAAGAAGCCGCUCUUCGUGAAGUACGGUCUCAACCACUGUGUUGCUCUCAUUGAGGCCAAGAAGGCCAACCUCGUCGUCAUUGCCGACGAUGUUGACCCGAUUGAGCUGGUCGUCUUCAUCCCGGCUCUCUGCCGCAAGAUGGGCAUUCCCUACGUGAUCGUCAAGUCGAGCUCGCGUCUCGGUGCCGUUGUGCACCUCAAGCGCACUGCCAUCGCUGUGAUCCAGGACGUGCGUUCUGAGGACGAGCGUGAGCUCGCCGACCUCGUGUCGGCUGCCAAGGCUAACUACCUUGACAAGUACGACGAGGCCCGCCGUCACUGGGGUGGUGGUGUCCGCGGCAACAAGUCGGCGGAGAAGCUCCGCAAGCGUGCCAAGGCCGCUGGUCAGGCUGCUGCGGCUAUCGCUGCUGCUGCCGACUCGCUUUAA
Molecule: messenger RNA, 828 nt
Organism: Malassezia pachydermatis
Lineage: Eukaryota; Fungi; Basidiomycota; Malasseziomycetes; Malasseziales; Malasseziaceae
Product: l30e-like protein
Exons: 2
Coding region: 1-828 (275 amino acids)
Source: RefSeq, a predicted model, not a curated record